AUGAUAAGGAAGACACUGAUAAAGCAAACUCAGCUUGACUGGGUAAAAGUAGUGUUGUUUCAAAACCCUAAAGAUACAGCUGUUUCAUUUUUCCAUUGCCAUAACAAUGGAACACAAAAUGUCCCCAGUUACAGCUCCAGGGAUGAGUUCUUUUCAGGAUUCAUGACAGAUCUCUGGGGAUCCUGUUUUGAUCCUGAAGUCACCUGGAACAAACAUGUUGAAGAUAAGAAUAUUAUGGUCAUAGUAUAUGAAGACCUGAAAGGGAUGCAAGCUGAGCAGAUCCAGGCCAUUGCAGCAAGGCACACUUUCCAGCCAGGGAGUGUUAAAGCUCAGGAGACUCAUGAUGCUGUUGGCUUGAUUCUUUUCCAUAAAGGGCAUAUUCAGAUACUCAGUAUUUACCAGCUAGUGAUGGGCAUUAAAGAAUGA
Camarhynchus parvulus is the source of this 426-nucleotide messenger RNA. It is a transcript of the gene SULT6B1, whose product is annotated as sulfotransferase family 6B member 1. Bases 1 to 426 code for a protein of 141 amino acids. Gene Ontology annotation, molecular function: sulfotransferase activity. NCBI's taxonomy places the organism in Eukaryota, Metazoa, Chordata, Aves, Passeriformes, Thraupidae. The record is from RefSeq and is a predicted model, not a curated record. Gene Ontology annotation, biological process: sulfation. The transcript has 5 exons. Gene Ontology annotation, cellular component: cytoplasm.